AGUCGUCCCACGCUUGGCUCGGCGCCUCCACCUCCAGUAUAGCAGCAGACAGCUACCAGUACCAACUGCAGUCCAUGUGGCAGAAGUGCUGGAACACCAACCAGAGUCUGGUGCAUAACCUGCGCUUCCGGGAACGUGGACCCCUCAAGUCUUGGCGGCCAGAAACUAUGGCGGAGGCGAUCUUCAGCGUAUUGAAGGAAGGGCUCUCCCUCAGCCAAGCGGCAAGGAAAUACGAUAUCCCCUACCCGACGUUUGUCCUGUACGCGAAUCGAGUGCACAACAUGCUGGGUCCUAGCGCCGACGGCGGGGCUGAUUUGCGCCCGAAGGGACGAGGACGACCGCAGAGGAUUCUGCUGGGCGUCUGGCCAGACGAGCAUAUCCGCGGGGUGAUUCGCGCGGUGGUAUUCCGCGACGGGCACUCGCCCCACAUCGUCAAGGAGGAGCCGACCACGAUGUACCCCACCCUGGCGAACUACGCGGCUUGCAAUGGUCCGGAAGGCGCAGUCAGUCCGGGUGCGGCAGCUGCGGCUGCGGUCGCGGCGGUCGCUCAAGGUUUACGACACCAGAUGUGCAGCAUGGUGGCAGCGGCGCAUUCGCAGCAACACGAUAUGAUGGCGACGAACCUGUCGACGAGUCUGUCUACCAGUCUGUCGUCAAAUCUGCAAGCGGCGAUGCAGGCAAGCCAACACCACAACAACAACAACACGAGCAGUAACGCGAGCGGCCUCGGCAGCAGCAAUAGCGCCGGCAACAACGGCAAUUCGCCAUUGAAUCUCGGUCUAGCGAGCCCGGGCUCGGGUGGACCGCCCGAGAGUCCGUUGGAGAGUCCCCUGGCGAGCCCAUUGGGUCCGCUGAUGGAUCCAUCGGGCCACAUACCCAGUAGCGUGGAGGUCGGCAUCGGCGUGAGCGGCAUGACGUACAAGCCGGCACGAAGCUUCGUCAGUCCACGCCCGGAGACUCUCUUCCAGGAGGACAUCGCCGAUCUGGUGAAGAGCCCCCACGGUCUCAAGGACAAGGACAAGAUCCCGGUGAAGCUUGAACCGCUCACGGACUCGCGCUGCGAAUAGUAAGUCAUCAUGGUGGCUGCGGAACGAGGAGGAGAGACGACUACAUCAGCCACUGUGGGAUCGUCGGCCGUGGAAGGACGAGGUGCGUCGAUGAUCCCGAGGGGGAUCUCUCUCUCUUCGAGGCCGUCAGCGGCCGAGGACCGGUGAUGCGAGCCGGGUAGACUUCUCGCGAAAAAUCGAGUACUGUUCGAUUCACUUUACCUCCUCUCGCGGGAGUUUAUAAUAUAUAUAAACGCGACUCCGAACGUUAUACGCGAGCGCGAUGUAUUGUGCAUACGAAAAUCUUAGAGGGAUAUUAGAGAAAAAGAGAGGCUUACAAUCAAAAGAAAAAAAAAAAUAAUAAACUGACGGAGACACACGAGUGCGGACGAGAUAGGCGAGAGUGUCGAGAAUUUCUCGCCUGGGAUCAGCUUCAGGGAAGAACGAUCGAACGGUAGUGGACCGUCCUAGACGAGAAUCGCUCGGUCGGAACCUUCGACAGCGGAAAAGCAGAAACGGAGGAAAGGAGAAAGCGAAAGAGAGUAAAAACCUUCUUCUAGCAAACAUACUAUAGCUAUUAGGUCGCCGGCGCCUCGCGAGCGCGCCGCCACCUUUUUCCAAUCUAGAUAGUCGUGUCAUCGUCGUGUCGUACAGACUAUGUACAUGUAAUAAAGGUAAAAAAAAAACCCACACGUCACACACACGCGCACACGUAUGAAUAUACAUACACUCACACACAUGGACACACGAGCGCGCGCCGUACAUAACAAGAUACACACUCGAAAUUUAUACCUACGCAUUAUACGAUAACUGUACUUUUAAUGCCAAAUGUAUAAUAACUCGUAAGGGGUCGCCUACUGCCGAAUGAUUGAUUAUUCGAGACGGGUAUCGAGACGAGAAAAAUAAGCCGCCUCGAACAAAAGUUGCACGUUGUAUUAUCGAGUCCUUACACAACGUGUCAUGGAUCAGUUUGUGAUAAACUGCUAAUUUUUAGGUAUUGCAAGAGAGAGAGAGAAAGAGAGAGAGAGAGAGAAAAAGUUGCUUGAAAUUAUUUUAAGACUAUAAAAGUAAGGUUUUUCUUAUUAGUGAUAUAACGUGAAAGUAAAAUAAAUUAUAGAGAU
Cyphomyrmex costatus is the source of this 2167-nucleotide messenger RNA. Its product is annotated as protein bric-a-brac 2. Bases 75 to 1067 code for a protein of 330 amino acids. Lineage: Eukaryota; Metazoa; Arthropoda; Insecta; Hymenoptera; Formicidae. Gene Ontology annotation, molecular function: DNA binding. The transcript has 5 exons. Gene Ontology annotation, cellular component: nucleus. Gene Ontology annotation, biological process: regulation of transcription by RNA polymerase II. The record is from RefSeq and is a predicted model, not a curated record.